CAAUAUUACGUUUUUUUCCCCCCCUUCCUCCUCGCUGACAAAGGCAAAUGAAGCCAUGUUUUUGCUUACAAACAUCUUAACGCGUGGAUGCGGAGCCAUGCGCCGAUGCGCUGCGUAAGGAGAGGCCGCUGCGACCUUCCUCCCGCUCCCCCCCUCUCAUUCCUCGCAUCUUUGGAAACGGGAUAGCUGCUUUUUAAAAAUCUUUACUUGGGAUAUCUUUUAAAGCGAACAACUUGAGCAGCGGCGGAACUCUCAGGGCGCAGCGAGGACCUAAAACCAACACAUCUAAUUGGAUGCAGAUGAGUGUGGAGGGUGACGACAAGCGAACUCGCACUCGGUCAAAGGGAAUCAGAGUUCCCAUUGAGCUCGUAGGACAAGAGCUGAGCUGCCCCACCCCCGGAUGCAAUGGCUCCGGCCAUAUCAGUGGGAGAUACUCACGACACAGAAGCCUUCUGGCUUGCCCCAUCGCCAGGAAGCGCCGUCUGGAGGAAGCUGAGCAGGAGCAGGAACAGGAAGUGGAGAAGCCCGCCUCCAAGAGGAAGUCCCACCCCCUGAAGCUCGCCUUGGAUGAGGGCUUCAGCGCCGAGAGCGACGGCAGCAGCGAGGCAGAGGAGGAGGCCGAGAAGGAUGGAGGGAAGGUGGAAAAGGAGGUCACCGGGUCAGGAGAGGAGGAAGAGAAGGAUGGAGGUGCAGAGGAUGAAGAGUUAGUGACUGAGCCCCUGGAGAAGGAUGUUGAGGGACUGAUGAAGGAAGAGGAAGAGGAGAAGGAGACGCAGCAGCAGGAGGAGGAGAAAACAUCAGCAGGUGAUGAAGAGCAAGAGUGUGUGAUUGUGGAGCCGGAGCACCGAGCCACGUCGCCCAACGCCAAGGUGCGCCAGCCUCCCUCCCAGAGCGCCGAAGAGGUGGCUGACUCCCUGCUCCACCUGGGCCGGGUCUCCAACGGCCACGCUGUUGGCGUAGUUGUGCAGCAGAUUGAAGAUGUCAGAGCGGCAGCUGAACGGGGUGAAGAAGCAAAGCGUCAGCAGGAGGGGGCCACGCACGAGGAGGAGGAGGAGGAGGAGGAGGCACAAAGAUCUCCGGAGGAGUCAUCUGUUCUGCAGAAUGAGGCGAGGAAGGUGGAGGAAGAACAAGGCGAGCGUGUUAACAUGAGCAACCAUGUGAGCCAUGGCAAACAGAUCAAAGGCGAAGAGGAGGAGGAGAUGGUGGUGUCGGUGCAGCAGACGCAAGAGACCCCGACAGAAGACGAGGGGGACGAUGAGAAGGAUGAAGAGGAGCAAAGGAGGCCUUUCCUCUCCGUAUCUGAUGUGCCAACCGCCGUCCGAACUAUCACCAGCACAGCAGCAGCUCAGGGAACUCACAUCAAGACAGAAAACCACAUCCUUCAGGAGGACUACAGCAGCGACAGGUACGACUCGCUUCACAACUUCAAAAGCAGCCCUCCUUUAAGCUUCAGCUCCCACGGGGCCAGCCCGCUCGACGACUACUACUCCAUCCCAAGGUUGGAGAACUACAAACUCCACAAGGCCUCUUCCUCGGCCUCCCCGGAUGUCAUUGAAGUGCGAUCCGACAAGUCGGAGGACAAAGACUUUGAUGACCUCGACGGAGACGAUGAGCGAGAUGAUGAAGACAGUCUGUCUCAGCGUUCCACGGUGACCGAUGAGUCGGAGAUGUUCGACAUGACCAGAGGGAACCUGGGUCUCCUGGAGCAGGCCAUCGCUCUCAAGGCUGAGCAGGUGAAGCCCGCCGGGCCUAGAGAGCUGCUCCGCGCUCCAGACCUCCACCACCAGAGAUAUUUCACCAUUGAGGACAGACCCAAGCACCUAGACAUCAUCCGGAAGACCUACUUCAGCAAAGAGAGGCCGGAGAAGAGAGAGAACAAGUGUCCCACGCCGGGGUGUGACGGGACGGGCCAUGUGACCGGUCUCUACCCCCACCACCGCAGCCUGUCAGGCUGUCCGCACAAGGACAGGAUCCCCCCAGAGAUUCUGGCCAUGCAUGAAAAUGUGCUGAAGUGUCCGACUCCUGGCUGCACUGGUCAGGGCCACGUAAACAGCAACCGCAACACACACCGCAGUCUCUCCGGAUGCCCGAUCGCUGCUGCGGAGAAGCUUUCUAAGACCCACGAUAAGCAACACCUGGCUCAGCCGGGCAGCGAGCUCCUCAAAGGAAGCCCCAACGACAGGGUGCUGAGGCCCAUGUGCUUUGUGAAGCAGUUGGAGGUGCCCCAGUAUGGCAACUACAGGCCCAACAUGGCGCCCUCGACGCCGCGCGCCAACCUGGCCAAGGAGCUGGAGAAGUACUCCAAGGUCUCCUUCGAUUAUGCAAGCUUCGAUGCUCAAGUGUUCGGAAAGCGCACGCUUGCUCCAAAGAUGACCACCAGCGAAACUUCACCCAAAGCCUUCAAAACCAAGCCCUCGUUCCCCAAGUCGUCCUCUCCCACCCUGAGCCUCCACGCUUACGGGAAGAGCGCCACCCUCCCCUACGACUACUCCCACGAUGCCGAAGCUGCUCACAUGGCCGCCACCGCCAUCCUCAACCUGUCCACUCGCUGCUGGGAGAAACCCGAGAACCUCAGCAUCAAACCGCAAACCAAGGAAAUGGACAUUGAGGUGGAUGAGAACGGCACGUUGGACCUGAGCAUGAAGAAGCCUAUAAAACGGGAGGGCAGCGUGUCCGGCACCAGCCCCGGGGUCCGCUCCCCGGAUCCGUCUUCGUCCUCCUCCUCUUCGUUCCAUCACAGCGGAAACAGUGGAAUGACGUCCCCGAACCUUCAUACAUACAAGCAGGAAGACUGGGAGGGACCUCUGGAUUUCACCAAACCCAAUCGCCAGAGGGAGGAGGAAACAGACGAGAUGGAACACACAGGUCAGUCGUACGUCUCAUCUGACCCAGAGGACUGUGACAUGAUGCAGGACUGUCUGGAGGACAGGAAGUAUCCAGGAGAGGUCACGACCCCCAGCUUCAAAGUCAAGUUUCAGCCCAAGGACAGCAAGAAAGAGCUGCUCUCGUGCCCCACACCUGGCUGCGAUGGCAGCGGCCACAUAACAGGGAACUACGCAUCCCACCGCAGUCUGUCUGGGUGUCCUCUCGCUGAUAAGAGCCUUCGGUCCCUCAUGGCGGCCCACACUCCUGAACUCAAAUGCCCCACGCCAGGAUGCGACGGUUCGGGUCACAUCACAGGAAACUAUGCCUCUCACCGAAGUCUCUCUGGGUGCCCGCGUGCCAAGAAAAGUGGAAUUAAAACUCCUACCAAGGACAACCAGGAGGACUCGGAGCUUUUAAACAGAUGCCCCGUGCCGGGCUGCGACAGCCUGGGCCACAUCAGCGGCAAGUACGCCACGCACCGCAGCGCCUACGGCUGCCCGCUGGCCGCCCGCAGGCAGAAGGAGGGCCUCCUGAACGGGAUGCCCUUCAACUGGAAGGCAUUCAAGACAGAGGGUCCCACCUGCCCCACCCCCGGCUGUGACGGCUCCGGACACGCCAACGGCAGCUUCCUCACACAUCGCAGCCUCUCAGGAUGUCCUAGAGCCUUGUUCGCCAAGAAGAAGGCCAAGUUCCCCUCCGAGGAAUACAUGAGCACCAAGUUCAGAGCCACUGACGUUCUGGACAACGAUGAGGAGAUCAAGCAGCUCAACAGAGAGAUAAACGACCUCAACGAGUCCAACAACGAAAUGGAGGCCGACAUGGUCAACCUGCAAACUCAGAUCUCUUCCAUGGAAAAAAACCUAAAGAGCAUUGAGCAUGAGAACAAGAUGAUCGAAGAGCAGAACGAGGCCCUCUUCAUGGAGCUGUCCGGUCUGAGCCGGGCCCUCAUCCGCAGCCUGGCUAACAUCCGCCUGCCGCACAUGCAGGAGCCAAUCACCGAGCAGAACUUUGACAACUACGUCAGCACCCUGACCGACAUGUACACCAACAAGGAGUGCUUCCAGAGCCCGGAAAACAAGGCCUUACUGGAGAGCAUCAACAAGGCUGUGAAGGGCAUCAAAGUGUGAGGCUCGACGCGCGGCACGGGAGGCAAAUCUGAAACGGCUGCUGGAGCUGGAGAGCUGGAUGCAGGGGGAGCGGGAUGGGGAGGGGCAGUUGGAGAGAUGCUGAAAUGCUCAACGAUAUAUUUAAAUACGAUUCAAAAACAAAAAGGGAAUUCAGGUUACAUAAAUAAAUGGCAAAUUUUCAAAUAAAAUCAACCCAGGGAGCACCUCUGUUGAAGAAAAAGCGACCAAAAUCCACAUCWUGCUGCUUCUGAGAUUCAGAGGAGGAAACCUUCAAGUCAGAGUGUUUGGAAAAGCAGGAAUAAUGUUUGUAGGAACUAGAUCGGAGGGGCUUUGACAUGCUGUAUGUUUACCUGCUGAGUUUGCUUCCAACGGGGCCGGAACGCCGGAACGAGGAGGCGGGAUCUGCUUCCGGACGACAGGACUUUCGCCGCUGUCCUGUAGCGUUGGCUGGGAAGGGGCGCUCACCAGCUGUGUGAUCCACAUCCACUCACACACACACUUCUCACACACAUAUCCCAGCGAAAUGAGACGCACGCUCUCCUGAAUGUGUGUGUCUGCAGCGGUGAGGCAGAUCUCAGAACAGCCGGGAUACUCAGCAGACCAAACCCUCUUUGUUUGUUUUUUUUUACUGGAAUGAUGAUAGGAGUAGUGUGCACACAUCUCAGCUUCGGUUAGUCAUAUCAAUAGUAUUUAUCAACAUAGGAAUUGCACUUCAUUUCAAUGAAUAGUUUUGUGGUACGAUAAUUAUUGUUAUAUAUGAAUUAUUUAAACUUGUGAACUUUUAAAUUAUAACUUAUUGCCCUUUAUGUUAUUGAGGUUUAUUUAUUUAAAGCAAUCUAUUUAUUAAUAACUUUGUUUUGUAAAACAAACAAACAAAAAAAAUGCAACUUUACCGAUAACCAAUCUGCAGAUGUCUUAAGAAUCGAUAACGACAGAUGAGGCAUUUUUGUUUUGUUUUUUUUUAACUUUUUACGUGCAGAUGUUUUAUAAGGAAUCAAAAUUCUUUUGAUAAUUUUACAAAAAAAUUAUCGUUUUGUUUUGGUUUUUUUCUUGUUUUCCUCUGUUUUGUUUGUGCUUUUUUUCC
Messenger RNA from Poecilia reticulata (guppy), 5076 nucleotides. NCBI's taxonomy places the organism in Eukaryota, Metazoa, Chordata, Actinopteri, Cyprinodontiformes, Poeciliidae. The record is from RefSeq and is a predicted model, not a curated record.